UGUACAGAAAAUGGACUCAUCCUCAACAUCAUCAUCUUCAUCAGUUAAACAUAACUGGUCAAUUAAUGAUUUCGAUAUUGGACACCCACUCGGCAAAGGCAAAUUCGGCCGUGUCUAUCUUGCUCGUGAAUCCAAGAGCAAAUAUAUAGUGGCGUUGAAAGUGAUAUUUAAAGAGCAAGUUGAAAAAUACAAAAUGCACCAUCAGCUCAAGAGAGAGAUGGCUAUCCAGACUAGUCUUCGACACCCGAAUGUUCUCCGGCUUUACGGAUGGUUUCAUGAUAAUGAAAAGAUUUAUUUGAUUUUGGAGUAUGCUCAUGGCGGUGAGCUUUAUAAAGAGCUUCGUAGACGCCGUCAUUUCCCCGAGAAACAAGCUGCCACUUACAUUGCUAGCCUUACGCAGGCAUUAGCAUACUGUCACGAGAAACAUGUGAUACAUCGGGAUAUCAAGCCGGAGAACUUGUUGCUUGAUCACGAGGGUCGGUUGAAGAUAGCAGACUUUGGGUGGUCUGUUCAGUCAAAAAACAAGAGACAUACAAUGUGUGGAACAUUGGACUAUCUGGCACCAGAGAUGGUGGAAAAUAAAGCUCAUGAUUAUGCCGUCGAUAAUUGGACUUUAGGUGUUCUUUGCUAUGAGUUUCUGUAUGGUGUCCCUCCUUUUGAAACAGACAGCCAGGCAGAUACUUUAAGAAGGAUCAUGAAGGUUGAUCUCACUUUUCCCUCUACCCCACGUGUUUCCACUGAAGCUCAAAAUCUCAUUAUCCAACUUUUAGUGAAGGACUCUGCAAAAAGGCUUUCCCUUGAGAAGAUCUUGGAGCAUCCUUGGAUCAUCAAAAAUGCUGAUCCGAGUGGUACAUGCCCUAAAUAGAAUUUCGUGGUUUAUUCACACAUCUUAAAGAAGCAAGACCGGAACUUCAUGAACAGUAAUCUUUUUACUGCCUGUGGUCCAGCUGCAUGGAGAAAAAGGAUGAAUUUUAUGCUAUAAGUAAGCCAGAAAUGUAUACUUCCUGAUACAUGCACAUUCACAGAAAUUAGCAAAUGUUGUAAGUAUUAGUUAUGAUGUUUGUGUCAGUUGACCCUUGUCUGGGUUACUACAACCUAAUUUUCAUGUCACUUGAUCCAGUUAACCUUUUAAUAUGUUUUGCAAAGAUACAACCUAAAUAUCAAUCACCCUAUC
Erigeron canadensis is the source of this 1174-nucleotide messenger RNA. RefSeq names its product serine/threonine-protein kinase Aurora-3-like. The record is from RefSeq and is a predicted model, not a curated record. Gene Ontology annotation, biological process: mitotic spindle organization; regulation of cytokinesis; protein phosphorylation. The transcript is spliced from 7 exons. Lineage: Eukaryota; Viridiplantae; Streptophyta; Magnoliopsida; Asterales; Asteraceae. Bases 11 to 865 code for a protein of 284 amino acids. Gene Ontology annotation, cellular component: spindle midzone; spindle microtubule; chromosome passenger complex. Gene Ontology annotation, molecular function: ATP binding; protein kinase activity.